Epinephelus fuscoguttatus (brown-marbled grouper) is the source of this 3912-nucleotide messenger RNA. It is a transcript of the gene apbb3, whose product is annotated as amyloid beta (A4) precursor protein-binding, family B, member 3. Gene Ontology annotation, molecular function: transcription factor binding; amyloid-beta binding. The transcript is spliced from 12 exons. NCBI's taxonomy places the organism in Eukaryota, Metazoa, Chordata, Actinopteri, Perciformes, Serranidae. The record is from RefSeq and is a predicted model, not a curated record. Bases 391 to 1830 code for a protein of 479 amino acids. Gene Ontology annotation, biological process: regulation of DNA-templated transcription. Gene Ontology annotation, cellular component: cytoplasm; nucleus.
CAGAGAGGGAGGGGGGUGAUGACGUCAGCAGGGGGAGGAGAUGGAGGAGGAGGAGGAGGAGAGCAGCAUCCUUCAUCAGACAGAGAGGAGAGAGGAGAGAGAGAGGAGGGACGAAGGAGAGGAGAGAGGAGAGGAGACGCUGGGACGGACGGCAGACAAAGAAGAAGAAGAAGAAGAAGACUGAUGGUUUCGUCUGAGACAGAGACCAGAGACACUGAGACAGACAGACAGACGGACAGAGAGACGGACGGCAGGAGGCUUUAACUGUCUGUCAUCUGGGCCUGUGUGUGCGUGUACGUGUGUGUGUGUGUGUGUGUGUGUGUGCGUGUGCGUGUGUGUGUGUGUGUGUGUGUGUGUGUGUUGGAGGGCGAUCAGCUGAUUGGACCACACAUGUUGGAGGGCGGAGCCAUGAUGGGGAAAGAUUACAUGUUGGCCAUCCUCAUAGUCAACUAUGACGACAACAUCUGGACGGACCAGAACCUGCUGCUGGACCCAGACCUCCCCUCCGGCUGGAGAACCAUCAAAGACUCGACAGGAACUUAUUACUGGCACGUUCCCACCGGCGCCACCCAGUGGCAACACCCUCGCCUCAGUGGGACACCACAGCUGCUCGAAACACAGGAGGAGGCUGAACAGCAGAGCUCCACCACAGAGACCAGCAAACCACCUGAGCCCAGGUCUUCAUGGCAUGAAGAUUAUCUCACUAACCACGACCCCAACACCAAGUGUUUUGCAGUGCGCUCUCUGGGCUGGCUGGAGGUGGAGGAGGAGGACCUGUCUCCCGGUCGCAGCAGUCUGGCUGUCAGUAAUGUCAUCCAGCAGCUGUCUCACUGCAGCAGCCCCGAGCAGAGGGACAGACAGGGAGCCUGGGGGGAGGGUCGGGAGAUGAUGCUGGUUCUGAAAAAAGACACUCUGACCUUGUUGGACCCUUUAGACCACACCCCUCUGCACUGUCAGCCAAUCAUCAACAUCCGUGUGUGGGGGGUGGGCUGCAACAACGGCAGGGACUUUGCGUUUGUGGCGGGCGACAAGGACAGCUGUGUGCUGAAGUGUCACGUUUUUCGCUGCAACGCUCCGGCCAAAGCCAUCGCCACAGCGCUGCAUGAGAUGUGCUCCAAGAUGAUGUCAGAAAAGACGCUGAUGCGGCCGUCCCGCUCCCUGACCAUGGAGAGCAUCUCACCUGAAGACCUGCCCAGACAAGUGGAGUUUCUGGAGGCCGUGCGACAGCAGGUCCAAAAGUUUGAGGUCCAGUACAUCGGUAACCUGCCAGUGUCCAGAGCGAUGGGUAUGGAGGUGUUGAACAGAGCGAUAGAGAGCAUCAUGAACUGCACAGACAGAGACGAGUGGGAGCCAGCGGUGAUCCACGUCACUGACAACAUCCUGUCUCUGUGGAGGGGAGAGGAAGGGGAGGAGCCUCUCUGGGAGUGUCAGGUACGUUUCCUCACCUUUCUGGGCGUCGGCCAUGACAGCCACACCUUCGCUGUGAUUGUUGAUGGCGGCACACAACAAUUUGAAUGUCACGUCUUCUGGUGUGAACCGGACGCAGGGAUCCUGUCUGAGGCUGUUCAGGCCGCAUGUAUGGUUCAGUAUCAGAAGUGUCUGGUGGCUCAGACUCCUCCCCCAAGGUCCAAGUCAUGGCGUGCAGCCCCGUCAAAAGUCAAACGGGCCAACUCCAUGGAUGCCUUCCCUCCUCUCGCCUCCCGUCUCCAUGGCAGCAGCAGCAGCAACAUGAUGAUGCCGCGGAUAACCAAGGGCAACGGCAACAGCAGCGUGAGGAAGGGGAUGCUAGCGUUCUUCGAAACUUUUCGUAAACAGGCCGCUACCUCCUAAUGAAGGGGGCGGGGCCACCAGAGACACAUGUCAGCAGAGGUUGCUGAUUCUCCAGGACUAAAAAUGAGUUUGCCAAGACCUCGGAGGUGUCUCCACACCAACACAUGUACGCGUGUCUCUGGUGGUCCGACCGGCCGAUUGUGCCGCCUUCACCAUCACCAGCGACGUCCCGGAGACCACCGUCGCCUUCUGUUAAUCGGACCAGAAAUACACCUGUUUGAACUCUCACCAGUCGUUGGCUAGCUUAGCGUAGCGACCGUGUUGCUAGGUAUUUGACUGCAGAUUGAAUGAAUGGAUUGAAGGUUUUAGGAUGCUAACAUAAUGCUAACAUGAUGCUAACGUGAUGCUUACAUGGGUUUUCUGUGUUAGUGGACCUGACAGGACCGGAAAUGACCAACACGGACCUACAAACACGAGCAGAUCCAGAUUAGAGACGACGUCCACCAACGUCUCAUCACUUUCUGUGUUUCCUGUCCGUAGAAUCAUGAUACAAUAAAACUCAGGACGAUUGGGUCGUAAAUAAAGACAAACACCGGGAAUUCUGGGAAACGGUGAUCUGAAUCAGCUGAAUGAAACCACACCGUCAUACUUUACCAAUGUUUCACCAUCAUGUGACGAAAAUUUCGGGAGGAUUCAUGUCUGAAACUCUGAGCCCUGAUUUACCCUUAAACUUCCCCUCAAACUCUGAGCCCUGGUUUACUCUUAAACUCCCCCUUAAACUCUGAGCCCUGAUUUACCCUCAAACUUCCCCUUAAACUCUGAGCCCUGGUUUACUCUUAAACUCCCCCUUAAACUCUGAGCUCUGAUUUACCCUUAAACUUCCCCUUAAUCAGACUGACACUGAGAUAAGGAGAAAAGCCUCCUGUGUGUACUUGCUUCAAGCUUUAGUGAAAUAUUCCAGAGUCGGUUUCAAGAGCCGCAGUAAGUGUUUCUGAAAUGCUGACGUCAUGUUGAUCCACUUACCUGUUGUUUCUUUUAUCUUCAUGUCACAUGGGAUGGCAGGUAAGAGGUUACCAUGGUUACAGUCGUUCACAAGUUUCUAUGGAGGAGAGAAAUCAACAAGUUUAUUUCUACAGAACGUUUCAGUACAAACAGAGUGUCGGCGUCACUGUCGAGAAAACACAUCGCAGAAAACCUCGAAAGAAGCUCAGACACAAACAAUUGUGAUAAUUUCAGUUAAAGUUGAAAUAACUUAAGAAAAAGCAAUAAUUAAAGACAAAGUCAUAAUAAUUUGAGGAAAAAAUAUGUUGGCAAUGAAGUAAAAUUGGGGGCAGAAAUCAUAAUGUUUUGAGAUUAAAAUAAUAAUGUCAGGAGGAAAAAGUUGUAAUAAAAAUAAAUAAAAAAUGUAAUGUUACUCAAAGUCGAAAUAUUUCAAUAAAGUCAUAAUUGGAGGAAAAAAUUAUAGAUGUAUUUUUUAAUAAAAUCAUGACUUUUUCUUGAGCGGCCUUAUAGCUUGUUGAUUACAAUAAUUUGACUCCUUGCUUGUAAAGUUGAAUUUUUCCCUCGAGAUGUUUUUCCUGACGUGUCCUGACACUCUGUUACACUACAGUACUUUAGAUACCUCAUAAAUAUAUGAACUAUGAUGCAGAAGAAAAAAACAUAUUAAAAAGAUUAAUAAACUGAUGACGGAGCAUGUGUUUGACUGGUGCAUACAAAGUUCUGUUUUUCUGAGCCGCUCUUGAAAGCCUCCUGAGCCUCUCAGUGAACUCACCACAGACAAAGCUUUGACCUGCAGUUUGCAUGUCAGGCACAAUGACAGCAUGGAGGGUCAUUAAACAUAUCCGGAAUGAUUUGCUGACGUCACCAGAUGUGUCAGCACGUUGCUGAAUGUACAGACGGACAUGUUGAGGAAUAUAUAACAGUACAUAUAUAACGGCUGCCUCCUGAUUGGCUGAAGCACCUGUAGAUAGAAGCUGUAGUAUGUUCAAUGUCAGUAGGAAAUUUCAGCGAGAGGUUUGUCCAACUGUCCCUGAAGUCUCAGAGAAACAGCUGUUUUCUGUCUUCAUGUCUGUUGAUCUGAAAUUCUUUGGCACAAAUAAAUUAAUGAUGUCAUGUAAAAAUGAAACAGAAAUAAACUGAUGA